This is a messenger RNA of Porites lobata, 3730 nucleotides long. Lineage: Eukaryota; Metazoa; Cnidaria; Anthozoa; Scleractinia; Poritidae. The record is from the annotation of a GenBank genome assembly.
AUGGCCGGCAAAAAGGGUCGUAAACGAGGCGCAAAGAAAGUUCUCAAAGACGAUAAAAAUGAAAGAAGCGCUUUCACUGAAGAGAAGAAAGCCAAAUUAAUCGAUGAGCAGAAAAAGCCCGACGAAGAACUGUCUUCAGACAAACUGGAGUCAUGUCUGGAAACAGUUGACGAGUGCAAAACAAACGCCGUCGACUUUUUAAAGGAAGAAGAGAGCAAGUUGAAGUAUGUUCCACCGUUUACUCGAAAAGCAAAAAGGAGUAUAAAUAGAACGGGAGUCCCUGUUUCUCCAGUUACAAAGCCUUUAAAACGUCCCUGGAGAGGUGCAAAACAAUUUUCCAAGGACGCUCCGCUUGUAGAGAGGUCACCGCCUGUUAAAGACGAUGAACAAGGCAACGGGUAUCAAAACUCACAAAAGGUUGUUACUUGUAGAACCUAACUAAUAUAAGACUUACGUUUUGUUAAUGAGACCGCUUUAUUAAAUGGCGUUGAAACGUACCACCCGCAGUGACAUAUAAAACGGGGGGAGCUUAUAAACAGCCCGACUUUCUCUUUGCUCGUUUGUGCGUUCGAGUAAAAACUUACCAUUAGUUACAAAGAAAUCCAUAAUGUUUCCUUGUUUUCUCAAGGGAGGUUUGUAAAAGCCACAAACCCGUUGAGUAUUUGAAAAAUAUUACAGUGUGCCCUUCUUUAUCAAUUUAUUUGUAUUUCCAACAGUGCCAAGGAUUAUUCAGCCCUUCUCAUACACCGUAAAGUAGUUUUAUUACAAAUUGAAUUCGAAAUCUAACAUUUGUAACGAAGGAGAAAAAAUUCACAAGGUUGGGUAGUCUAUGUAAUGGUAACAGGACUGAGUGGAGUCCAAUUCGGUCUGUAAUCAGACGAGUGAUUAACAAAAUCGGACGACCGCGUAGCGGGAGUCCGAUUUGUUUAAUCACUAGUAUGAUUACAGACCGAAUUGGACGACACGAAGUUCUGUUACCAAUUAAUCAUAACUUUAACAAAAUUUGUGAUAUAUAGGGCUCUUUUUAAAUCAAAACACAAGAAAUUCCAAGAUUUUUUCACUAGCAAUGAAAAAAAAAAGCCAUUUAAGCGCGCGCGUGAUGGCGCGUACUGUCCAAUUACUUAGGCAUGAUGCGUACUGUCCUAUUAAACUGUCCUAUUAAGGCUGAAAUCAGGGCAGUUGAGAACCAAUCAGAUUUGAGAAUUUUGUUAUAGUUAUGAUUAAUAGAGUAAUCAUCACUGCAAAGUUGAACUUUUUAUAUUCUAAGUUUUUAGUAGCUUCCAGGUCCGACUAGUCGUUUUGUGAGGAAAUUGUAGAUGACAAAUCCUAUCACACUUGAGUAAUAAAUAUUAGGACUAAAACCACCACGUUAAAUUCUACUUAUUUUUUGCAUUCUGUCUUGAUACAGAUAGAAGAGGAGGAAAAGAAGAUGAAAGAGGAUGAAGAGGAAGAAGAAAUUGAUGUUGUGGGAAUAAGACCACAGAAUUCUUGCAGCCAAAAAGGGGAAAACUUUGUUCUCUGCCAAAAUCAAACAACUGGAAAAGAAGAAUUUCUUUUGUUAUCAACAAGGGCAGAGGUACCAUCUGAAGUUAAAGAUGUAUUACACAAUGUUAUUGAAGCUGUAUGCAAGAUCGAUCACUCUAACAGCUACAAGAGUGAAGCAGGUAAGAUCCUGCGAUAGUCAACUUACAGAUUACAUUAGUGGGACAUGUGUAAGGUAGCACAGAAAGUGAACUUCCAUUGAUGAGUUGCUAAAACUUUCUGAUUUAAAUGAGAUGAAAUAUGUGACAAUUAAAAAUUUAGCCCUUUAAUGCAAAGAAGAGAAAAUUUAUUAACAGCCAGUCAUGGUGAGUUUCCUGUUUGAAUAUAAUUUCAGUAGGACCUCUCAUUUCUAAGUUGAAUUCAAAGCAGAUCUCUAUCAAAAUUCUUUGACAGCUUUAUCUAUACCUUGGUGAUAGAACAUUGUGGUGAUACUACUCUAACUGACAAAUCACAAGAGUCAUAUAUUUUUUGUGGUUCUGACUCUCUUUUUCAUAUAGCAGCCCUGGAUGAAACUACUUUUGGAAAGGGUAUUGAAAGCUGUGUUAGUGCCCUCAACAGUUCUGCAUCAAUUCAGAUACCUGCAGAUAACAGCCAUGUCAAUUCGUUUGAACCAGCACCAGAAAUUGCAAAGGUUGAAGUUCCUGAUCAUGGGUUAAAUGAUGUUAAAUGUGAUCAUGGGUGGUCAAGGAGAAACAUUUAUGAUCAUUGCAAUCAGAGAGAUAUUAGUGGCUCAGAGAGUAAAGGUACAACUCACAGCCCUGAAACAGGCCACUCAGAGGUUAAUCUCACAAGUAUGAAUUGUGUAGAUUUGCUUAGUGAUGGAAUGUCAAAGAAAGACCACUGCCCAACCUCAAACAUAGAUGCUGAUCUCACCCAUACAGAGACAAAUUUCUCUGACAGCAAGUCAGAAAAUGACCUCUUGUCACAGACACUUCCAGCAGAAGAUACAGAAAUGAAAAGCAAUAUGGUUGUGCAUGUACUGAUGUCAGAAGAUGUGCCUGGUUCUACCAUCUGCCUUGGAUAUCCUGCAAAUGAGCUAGACAACCUAGAAAAACAGCAAAGUCCUGACCAGAUGGUUCCUGCUCAAUGUGAGCCUGUCACUGUUCCAGUAAGUAACACUGUUUCGUUUCAUUCCUUUUGGGUGUCAAACCUUUAACAACCAACAGGAACUAUAUACAAAUCUUGUUUCAUGAUAAUUGCUCGUACUGUAUAGCUCUCAGUCUAGUUGUCUGGAACCAGAAGAUUUUCCUAUUGCAUGGGCAAGUAACUUUUCAUACUCAUCACAGGCAACACAUAAACUAAGAUCAUGCCAACUAGUCCAGCUAAGAGCAAAUUUGAGAGUGAGCCUUGUCCUUAUCAGGAAAAACUAGAAUUCAAGAAAAACUCUGGUCACAAAAGAUAUAUUUCGAUCAGUCUGUGUUUACCCGGUAAAUCUCGAUUGCUAAGUUUUAUUUAUUCACAACAAAACGACAUGUUUUGCCUCAGUGUGAUUACAUGGUAUGGUAUUAAUGAAAUGAUUAAUACCAUGACAUGAUACACCAUGAGCCAUAUUACAUACCAUCAUUAGAACUAAUACAGUCAAAGGUAAAAAUAAAUUCACUGGCAUUAUGAUUGAAAAGUUUUCAAUAAAAAAUUAUCUGAUUCUCAGCAAAGAAUCCCAGAUUGCAAAGAACUGACAAUAAAGUGUCAUCAGAAUGGAAGAGACAUGUGUCAUACAAGCAGUGAAAAUUGUUUGCAUUUGGAAACUCCAGACAAUGAAGAAGACAAAAAUACGCAUCACGCAGAUGAAACUGAAGAUGGCACUCAUUGUACAGAUCCCAAAGCAGGACUUGGAAGGGAAAUAGAAGAAUCUCAGCCCUCUGAUGCACAGACAGCACUGGAAAUUCUUGCAUACCAAGAAAAUAACACUUCAAGCAUAAGGGAGGGACAAACAGUGCCAACAGGUUCUGAAUCAUCUCUACAAUGCAGUUCCCCUUGCAAGGAGACAGAGGGUAGACUCACUGACUCAGAACAAUGCAGAUCAGCUUUUCCAUCAAGUGACCAGCCACCAGUUUGCUCUUCAUUUGGCUCUGAGGGGGAAAUCUCGGAAUUUGACUGUUUAAUGGCCAUGGACUGUACAGAUUCUCAGUUGGUGGGCCUUGAAUCUUCCCCUGACCAACCAUCGUGUCAUAAACUGGAUACCAGGUGA